UCCGAUGGUCACGGCAAAUAAUGAAGGACGUGAAAGGGAACUUGUACUAUACCAAGCGAAAAAUUCUUUCAGGAUUCAGACCUAAAGGAAGCAAUGAUUUCGCAUGAUGCAGGCCAGGGAGCCAUGCUUGGACUAUGGUAUUGGAAAGGUUGGAUGUUUGCUCAAAUCCCCACUUUGUGUACGUUAUGUUUGUCUGAUGGAUACUUCCUGGUAUUAUCGGAAAUUGACAAUAUAUCAAUUGUGACUAUUGCAAGAGUGAGGAGUGAGCAUUCAUUCAUUCAUCAGAUAAAAUCAUGACCAGUCCAAUCUAUCUAUUGUACAGGGUAGUCAAUAUACAAUCUACCUAAAUAAUCUAUAGCUUCUCCGUCUCCUCCAU
Messenger RNA from Aspergillus glaucus CBS 516.65, 376 nucleotides. RefSeq lists its product as uncharacterized. Lineage: Eukaryota; Fungi; Ascomycota; Eurotiomycetes; Eurotiales; Aspergillaceae. The record is from RefSeq and is a predicted model, not a curated record. The coding region runs from base 94 to 297 and encodes 67 amino acids. The transcript has a single exon.